Pomacea canaliculata is the source of this 4807-nucleotide messenger RNA. Its product is annotated as relaxin receptor 2-like. Lineage: Eukaryota; Metazoa; Mollusca; Gastropoda; Architaenioglossa; Ampullariidae. The coding region runs from base 892 to 3294 and encodes 800 amino acids. The record is from RefSeq and is a predicted model, not a curated record. Gene Ontology annotation, cellular component: membrane. Gene Ontology annotation, biological process: G protein-coupled receptor signaling pathway. Gene Ontology annotation, molecular function: protein binding; G protein-coupled receptor activity. The transcript is spliced from 18 exons.
UAUUAUUAAAUGAUGUGUUUUAGAAAUGGAUUUUUUUAAGUAAAAAUAUUUAGUUUUGAUUGUUAUUGUAAAAUAUUUGUUAGUCCUUUGCGUGUAGACUGCUGAUUACUGUUGUGACUAUGUAGGUCACAACAGAGACAUCUCUCCCUCCCAGAUUAAUUAUUCCACGGACCUGAAAACAGCAGGCUUGCACUGCCAUCCUUUCACCGUCCCUUCAUUCCAAGAUGUAUGGACCACUUACAGUCCUCAUUAACCAGCCCCAGGUUUCCGCCAGCUCUCCUAGGGUUCCAAGUUAUAUCCAGCUUGAUAUCCAUCCUGGCCAACAGAGCUUGAACCCAGUGUCUGUGUGGCCGGCCAGGCUGUGUGGCGGGAUUCCAGUACUGCAAGAGGAUAACCAGGGGUCAGAGGUUAGUCUUACCACUUCCCAAGUCAGAUUCAACCACCGCUUCCCACCUUCUCUCCUUCCCAUGCCAGACAGACACCAACAAGUGCCUCCUGCGGGUCUUAAUGUCCUCGCACUUCGCGGCUCCAUCAAAACCGACUGACAUCUCAGCAGAAAGUUUCUGGCUGUCACUCAAGAUCCGUGAAGAAAGUUGAAAAAGGUUACUGAACUUGGCAACCAUCUUCAAGCAACAUUUCUGCUUCCUCCGAGGAAACGCCCUCGUUGAGAAAAUAAUAAUAAAAAAAGGUGCAUCAGACCAAGAUUGAGAUUUUUAAUUCACGAACAAUCGGUGGACUUCUCCAGUCGAGGAAUGUGGAUUGUAGAUGUUUCCGAGCAUCCGUAAAACACAAUCGACUAGCAGCAAGCAGGUCUGGAGAUAGCAGGAUCCGUUAAGGAGGAGACAAGAGAGGAGAGAAGUGGAAACAGUCGAGCAUCUUCCUGAGGGUUUUAUGUCAGGACACCCGUACUGCGCAUGCGUGGUCGUCAUGGUUGCCGCUGCUGCAGCUGUUGUCAUUGCGUGCGUUUAUGUCGUCACUGCCGAGAAGGAUGAAGAGCUUUUUCCACCUGACUGCCCUAUAGGCAUGUUUCCCUGCAACAAUCCUCGUGUUUGCAUCAAUUCCUCUCUUCUGUGCAACAAAGUGUUUGACUGCGAGGACAAGUCCGACGAGGGCUGCAUCUGUGACACCUUUCAUGAUGACUACAUUCACAGUGUUCUCCAGAAAAGACCGGACGCCGACAGGGAGAAGGAGGAUCCAGCUUGCUCUUUACAAGAUGUUCCAGAAUCGUGUGAAUGCAAGAACAAGACAAACAUUUACUGUCGAAAUACCUUUCAUUUGGUUACACGGAGAUUUCCAGAUGGUGUGACUGUCCUGGACUUGUCAGGCAGCAACCUCCCCAUCAUCAGGAUCAACGACGUUGGAAACCUCCCUCUUCUGGUGGAACUGCUUAUCAUGCACUCUCGCGUCGAGGUCAUCGAAGAUGGCGCCCUUGCUGGAUGCCCCUCGCUGCAAGAACUGCACCUGACGGAGAACCUGCUGACAACGGUUCCUGGCAAAGCUUUUCUGCCAGACAACAAACUGACCUUCUUAAGCCUGAAAAAUAAUUUGAUUACCACGCUGUCCAGCUCGGAUCUGGCUUCGUUCCCUCGGCUCCGAAGGCUAGAUCUUCACGCGAAUCGCAUCUUCCACAUUUCGGAUAAAGCAUUUUCAAUGAUGCCAAACUUAAUAGAAUUGGAUUUGAGUGAAAACAAACUGGUAGAGAUCAAAGCGUCGUUCUUCCAAGAUUUGGACAACCUCCAUACUUUAAUAUUGAACAGAAAUGGAAUCACCACGGUUCAAGCAGGGGCAUUUUCUGCUCUCCGUCGUCUCAUGACUUUGGGUCUUGAUGGCAACUACAUACAUCACAUUCAGAAUGGAAUGUUUUCUGGACUUGGAAACCUGGUCAUUUUGUUACUGGCUAACAAUGGAAUACGUAGAAUUGACGAGGAAGCUUUCAAACCAUUGGUCAACGCAACUUCUGUAGAUUUGGUUGGCAACAGCUUGAGAAAUCUGUCCAACAAAACCUUCAUUCACAUGCGUCAACUGUACUACAUCUACUUCGACAAGUUCUACCAGUGUGUGUAUGCACAACACGCUGUGGAGUGUGAGCCCCGCGGUGACGGCAUCUCCAGCCGGGAGAACCUUCUGGAAAGCCUCAUCCUCCGCGUGUGCGUGUGGCUGGUGGCCAUCUUGUCCUGCGCCGGCAACGUGGUGGUCUUCCUGGGCCGCUUUGUCCUGCGUGAGGACAAUCAGAUCCACUCAUUCUUCAUCAAGAACCUCAGCCUGGCCGACAUGCUGAUGGGCGUCUACCUGUUGGUCAUCGGCGCCAAGGACCUGGAGUUCCGCGGCCAGUACCUCCUGCGCGACGAGGAGUGGCGCAACAGCUGGGAAUGCGAUGUCUGCGGAGUCCUCAGCACCCUGAGCACGGAGAUGUCCGUGCUGACUCUCUUCAUCAUCACCCUCGACCGCUACCUCAGCAUCACCUAUCCACUCUCCUUCCGGAAGCGAGGGCUGAAGGCUGCGUACUGCGUCAUGCUGGGCACGUGGUCUGUGUGCGUGCUGUUGGCCCUACUUCCGGUGCUGGGGUUGAAUUAUUUCGGGACGUCGUUCUACCGGGACAACGGCGUGUGCAUCCCUCUACACCUGCACGAGCCUCGGGCCAAGGGCUGGGAAUACUCGUCCUUCCUGUUCCUGGGAAUCAAUCUGGUAUCCUUCGCCUUUAUCGCCUACGCCUACGCAGCCAUGUUCUGGUCCAUCCACAAGUCAGCCAUCCCUCUACGGACAUCGAGGGAAAGUCGAGAGCGGUGCCUGGUCAAGCGGUUCUUCUUCAUCGUCCUCACAGACUUCCUGUGUUGGAUACCAAUCAUCAUCAUCAAAGUCGUCGCUUUGGCAGGCGUUUCUGUUAGCCGAGAGCUGUAUGCGUGGGUCAUCGUCUUCAUCUUACCUGUCAACUCGGCCUUGAACCCACUUUUGUACACCCUCACGACGAAGCUCUUCAAGCAGAAACUUCUGUCGACCUUCACCUCUGUGGUCUGGCGACCUUCAACAGUCAAGGAUGGUUCAAUGUCGACCAGAACAAGUUUGAGAGUGAACUCGUACCUCCUCAGAAAUCCCAUCAAUGAAGCAGAGUUGGAGCUGUUGCGUCGCCAUGGCUGCUACAAAAACGGAAGUAACAGGGAAAGAGAGACGUCCUUGACCCCUGUGGCCUCCUCCCCUGCCUCGUGUCACUUCCUGUACUCUGGCUGUAGCCCGUCUCACGCAUGCGCAGACAUCAACGGAAGAGGGCCCACGACCAGCGACUACUCUGUGCUCUGAGGAGCACCCCGAUGACUGCUGCAAGACUGAGUGAUGCUUAUUUUUCGGAAAUAAAAUACCUGAGUGCAAAAAUAAGAGUGAUCCACAGUUUUAAGAGUGAUUUGUCUCCUGCUGCAGGCUGCUGGUCAUUCUCGUGAACUAAUUCAACCUGAAGCACGAAGAGUUGUUGAUUGUUGUACGAGGGAGGUUUCUCCACUACGAGGUGUAGAGGGUAACAAUGUGGGAGUGGAAGAAGAAAAAAGACGAAUAAAACUGUGAGUCGAUUCUGGAGGCUUGUGUUUCAUGCGAAGAUCAAUCAGAUUGGAACAUGCCGGUGUCGGGUGUCCUGCAGGCAACUGAUAAAGCCUACAGUCGGGUGGCUAUGUGUGAGGUCAGGCUAAACCCGGUUAUCUCAGGAUUAAGACAGGCCGGUUAAGAAUGUCAGACUAAGAUUGGUCAUCCCAAACUGGGGUAGUACAUCAGUUUGGACUAAGACAGGUAAUCCCAAAGUUGGUCAGACCUGUUCAGACGUACACCCGUCUUCUGACACUGGGGUAGAUAAUCUCAUACUAAUGGAGUUCGGGUAGGACUAAGGCGGUCAGGUCAGAUAGAGACCAAAGCAAUCUCAACAUGUAAUGAUCGAGUUUUAAGCUCUGGUCCAAACAGAACUGAUUGCAAUUUCUUGCCAUACAAUUGGUGAUGACAUGACAAUAUGAUGAUAAUGACUAUGAUGACAAUCAUGAGAAUGUAUACAAAAAAUGUAAGCAUUUACAGUGAUUGUUGUUGUACCUGUGCUGUCUGGAUUGGAAGCUUUCAACGAUAAGUUAUUGUCCGUCUUAACUCUGACAUCUUUGAGGAAAGAGUUAAAAUGAUGAUAAGAAAGUAUGAAGAUUCCUAUGAUCUCCAUGGUGAACUUCAAUGUUAUUUUAUUGUGAUUGUAAAAUUUGACAAUUACAGCAUCUGCUAAAAAUGUUGUUUGUAAACAUUGUGUUGUGCCCAGGUACACAUAAUACAGAUUCUUUUGAUAAUGUUUAUUUAUUCAGAAGAAAGCUAUACAUUAAAAAUACUUUUCUCUGUUUCACUAUAACUUGUAGAAGUUGUAAGACACAUACAAACAGUUUCUUGUUUUUCUCAGAAUAUUCGAGGUUCAAUAAAGAAUGGGUGAGAUUCUUGCUUUGUGUUCUGACUGAAUAUAUUGGAUUUACAAAAAAAUUAAUUAAAAUAAAAUAAAUUUUGGUCAGAAGAGUUACGUUUUAGCAAUGUUAAAUGGAAAGAAAGAAAAAUCAAGGAAAAAUAUAAAUUGAAAGAAAAUAAAAACAAUAACUGAAAGAAAGAGGAAAUGAAAUGAACGUAAGAAAUAUGGAAAAAUAAUAAAGGAAAAAUUUUUAAAAGCUAAUAAACAGACAGAUUUUAAGAAACUGCAUUAACUCAAGUAGAAUGAGAAGAUGUAUAAGUUUGCUCCUAGCACAUUCCAAGUGUCUGGUCAUAUUGAGGAGCACUUCAAGAAGGUGAUGAUUAUCUACACAAGUUUUUC